GGCUGUUCGGCGGGGAUGAGGAGGAGGGCUGGGAAGGAGGACAGGCGGCAGCCCCGGGAGAAUUAGGAGUCCUGAACGUGGCCCGACCCGGUGGAAUAGACCAGCAAGGCCCUUUAAGAAUGGAGCCGAUGGGCCAAGAGAGCCAGGGGGCGGCGGGACCCCAGGAGGGAAGGGAAGAGACCCGCCUGGAGGAGGCGCCAGAGCCGGAGCCGAAAUACUCAGACCGCCAGAGCAGAGAGGACGGGGCUGGCACGCAGCCAGUCGGGCCGGGGGGCAGGGACACGGCGGCCGCGGAGGGUGAGGCCCCGGCGGGUCCCGCGGUCGCGGGGAGGAGAGAGGGGCGGGGGAAGUGGGACGGAGCGGAUGGGAAAGGAAAGCCGCGGGAGAGCGAGAGUGGGAAGGACCUGGGGAAGCCCGAGGACGCGGCGAGGAAGCCGGGAGACCAGCAGUCCGGUACGUCCCGGGAAUAUUCCCGGGAGAGGUUCCAGGAGAGGGCCGAGGGCACGGAGCAGGUCGAGGGGAAAUAUCCCCUGGAGGAGAAGCCCGACUGGCGGAAGAUUCCGACGCAGGAGACCAAGGAGACCAAUGAGAACAAGAUCUUCAGAGGGAAGAAGGAAACCUCGGCGGGCAGGGAAACCGAGCAGCUGUUCCGUCGGCCCACCAUCAGAUUCAGUAUCCGCCCCAGACCCAGCUCCCAGUCGCUGUGGUCUGACCACUGGCACCCCUCGCCCAGUCUCUUUAACCAGCUGGCGACCAUGGGCGACCCGGACGUCCUGGAGAUGGUGCAGCAGGAAGAGAGAAGAUCUAGUAGGGACGCAGACUAUUCUUUUGAAACGAAUGAGCCGAGCCUGGGCAGCAGAGAGACCAGCUUGCUCAUCGGUGAAGAAACAUUGCCUGCAAAGCGAUACAAUUUGUUCCUGCGGCGUCGUCUUCUGUUUAAGAAAGACAAACAAAGCAAAGAUUCUAUCUUCUUCCGAGAUGGGAUUAGGCAAAUUGAUUUUGUGCUUUCCUAUGUUGAUGAUAUAAAGAAAGAGGGAGACAUAAAGGCGGAAAGAAGAAAAGAAUUUGAACUUAAUCUCAAAAAAACAGGUCUUGAGUUGGAAACUGAAGACAAAACGAACUCUGAAGAUGGAAAAACUUAUUUUGUCAAGAUCCAUGCCCCUUGGGAGGUAUUAGCUACUUAUGCUGAAGUGUUGGGAAUCAAAAUGCCUAUUAAGGAGAGUGAUAUUCCCCGACCUGAGAAAGUCCCCUUUAGCUAUAUGCUUGGGCCUCUGAAGCUCCCAAGGAAUGUGAAGCAUCCUCAUCCUGAAUAUUUCACUGCCCAGUUCACCAGACAUCGCCAGGAACUCUUCCUCAUUGAUGACAAGUCAAGCUUCUUUCCAUCCUCAUCCAGGAACAGAAUUGUUUAUUAUAUUCUCUCACGGUGUCCUUUUGGCGUAGAAGAAGGGAAGAAAAAGUUUGGAAUUGAAAGACUGCUAACUUCGCACACUUACUCAUCUGCCUAUCCACUCCAUGAUGGUCAGUAUUGGAAGCCAUCAGAACCUUCUCAUCCUGUCAAUGAACGGUACAUGCUUUGCCAGAAUUGGGCUCGGUUUUCCUAUUUUUACAAGGAGCAGCCUUUAGAUUUGAUUAGGAAUUAUUAUGGAGAAAAAAUUGGCAUCUAUUUUGUCUUUCUUGGAUUUUAUACAGAAAUGCUGUUGUUUGCAGCUAUAGUUGGUUUAGCUUGUUUCGUUUACGGCUUAUUAUCAAUGCAUAGUAGCACAAGAAGUACUGAAAUCUGUGACCCUGAGAUUGGAGGUCAGAUUAUCAUGUGCCCACUCUGUGAUCUAGUGUGUGAGUUUUGGAGACUAAAUUCUACGUGUUUGGCUUCAAAGGUCUCCCAUUUAUUUGAUAAUGAGUCAACAGUGUUCUUUGCAAUAUUCAUGGGAAUUUGGGUCACAUUGUUUCUGGAGUUUUGGAAACAGCGACAAGCCAGACUGGAAUACGAGUGGGAUCUGGUUGAUUUUGAAGAAGAACAGCAGCAGCUGCAGCUCAGACCUGAAUUUGAAGCUAUGUGUAAACACAGGAAAAUGAAUCCAGUGACUAAGGAGAUGGAACCUUACAUGCCUCUACAUCGUCGUAUUCCAUGGUACUUCUUAUCAGGAGCCACGGUGACAUUAUGGAUGACUCUUGUCAUUGCAAGCAUGGUGUCCGUGAUUGUAUACCGCCUGGCAGUCUUUGCUACAUUUGCCAGCUUCAUGGAAAGUGAAGCUUCCUUGAAGCAUGUCAAAAGUGUCCUCACUCCUCAGAUCACCACAUCACUCACUGGAUCCUGCUUGAACUUUAUUGUCAUCUUGAUCUUGAAUUUCUUUUAUGAAAAGAUAUCUGCCUGGAUUACAAAAAUGGAAAUUCCUCGAACGUACCAGGAGUAUGAAAGCAGUCUGACCUUGAAAAUGUUCCUGUUUCAGUUUGUCAAUUUUUACUCAUCCUGCUUCUACGUAGCUUUCUUUAAAGGGAAGUUUGUGGGCUAUCCCGGAAAAUACACAUAUAUGUUUAAUGUGUGGAGAAGUGAAGAGUGUGAUCCUGGAGGAUGUCUAAUAGAAUUGACAACGCAGUUGACCAUCAUAAUGACGGGGAAACAGAUCUUCGGCAACAUUCAAGAAGCCAUUUACCCUUUUAUUCUGAACUGGUGGAGACGCCGAAAAGCUCGGACCAACUCUGAAAAGCUAUACAGUCGAUGGGAGCAGGAUCAUGACCUUGAAAGUUUUGGAUCUCUUGGGCUAUUCUAUGAAUACUUAGAAACAGUUAUCCAGUUUGGAUUUGUGACCUUAUUCGUGGCCUCUUUUCCUUUGGCUCCUCUUCUUGCUCUCUUGAAUAAUGCUAUAGAGAUCCGGGUGGAUGCCUGGAAACUUACUACUCAGUACAGGAGACCUGUGGCUGCGAAAGCUCACAGCAUAGGUGUCUGGCAAGACAUUCUUUAUGGAAUGGCCGUCCUUUCUGUUGCCUCUAAUGCUUUUAUUGUUGCAUUUACAUCAGACAUCAUUCCCCGUUUAGUUUACUUAUAUGCCUACUCAACAAAUACCAGUGACCCUUUGAAAGGAUACGUCAAUAACAGCCUGUCAGUAUUUCUGGUAGCUGAUUUACCAAACUACACUGCGCCUUCGGAGAAAAGAGACUUCACCACUUGCAGGUAUAGAGAUUACAGAUAUCCUCCCGAGCACGAUCAGAAGUACUCUCAUAAUAUGCAGUACUGGCACGUCCUUGCCGCCAAGAUGACGUUCAUCAUAGUUAUGGAGCACGUUGUGUUUUUAGUUAAAUUUUUGUUGGCCUGGAUGAUCCCUGAUGUUCCAAAAGAUGUUCUGGAGAGAAUCAAGCGAGAAAAGUUAAUGACUGUCAAGAUUAUCCAUGACUUUGAGCUUAACAAAUUAAAAGAGAACUUGCGAGUGGAUUCUAAUGAAUUUGCCAAGGAAGUCAUGAUUCAGGAAAACAAAGUACAGCUGGCUAAAUCAACAAUUUAGUCAACAUAAUGAGUAUGCAGCUGGUUGCCUGUCUGGCUUCAGUUUUCCCUGGGUUGGGGCCAGAGGCCAGAGCCAUGUGUCAGUUUUACCCCUUCAUCUUCUUUUUCUUAAAGUUUUUGUACACUUUUAUAGAGGCCAGCUUUGAGGUUGGAAGAAUACCACUUACCUGCUCCGUUGGCUGGGCCCUCCGUAGAGAUUAUUUCCUGGGAUUCUGUAAAUGGUUUUUAAAAGUGCAUGUGGAAUCAGAAUAUUGGAAAAUCAUCGAAUGUUGCAGUUUAUAGUUAAAUGCUGGACUUGGGCUGUCCUAUCACCUUCUAGUGCAUCUGCACAUUUUCGUGGUCUUUUAGUGGGUUGUUUUAUAUCUCUUUUUCCAUCAAGAAAAAUGUUGGGACAAAAAGUAAAGAAGUGAAGGGACCUAACGAGCCACUUUUUCCUGCCAUUUUACACUACACAAAUGAAAAACCAAAAUCGGAUGACAUAAGAAAUGCACAUAUUAAAAACACUGGGUAAAUAUCAUAGCGAGGGUUUGUUUCGGAAAUUGGCCUGAAUAAAUUAAACUUCCAUCAGAAUUCCAGGUGGUCCUUCUGGGUAAAUACAGAAUUGAUUUUUCAAGAGAGUUUGGGUUUCAAACGUUUGGGUUUCAACAAAAGACCAAGUCAGUAAUUUAAAGAUAACAUUUUGGUAACAGUAGUUUCAAAACUAGACUGUCUUGUCUGGAACAGAGCAUUAAGUUAUUAGAUUGCUUCUGGUCUUCACAUUAUGGAAGAGUGAAUGUCUCUUCUUAGUAGCUAAGGAAUGCGAGACAAUGUAUAUUAAUUUAUUUUCCUUAAUAUAAAAAAGUCUUUGAAUUAUUUUAAGAAAUUAUUUGUCUUCUACAAUGCCUGUUUUACAUCAUGAAGCCUGUUUGAGCAUUAGCUCUUCUUAUAAGUUAGGUACAAGUUGUUUAUGAAAUCUGAUCUCUUUGUUUAAAGCAAUCUCAAAUCUUUUAAUGAAUUUACAAUCUUUCCUAUUGAUUCAUACCUUCAAAGUUGGCUUUUGUCUUGUUGGUUUCUACCCUCACCAUAUCACCAAUUGCAAGUUUAAGUGCCACCUUUCUUUACUCUCUUGAGUUUGUUAUCACUAUUCCCUCCCUUUUAUUUUUGCCUUUGUGAGUAAUACCAUUUUUUUAAAUUCCUUUGCAAAUAUUUCAUUAGGUUUUCAGGAGGGAGCAUAAAGAGUAUAUUCAAUAACCAUGUUCAACUGGAAUUUCUGUGUUACAUGUUUUAGUGGCUUUUCCUUAUGCCUUUGACACACAAGUGGUGUUGUGGUUAUUGCUUUGAUGUGAUGUAAAAUCUCAAAUGGGAGCUGGCUUUAGAGAAGUUGGCAGUUUAACAUCAAUCACAGAGUUUAAUACCAAAAAUGGAUCAACUAAGUAAGAAGGUGGUGGUGAAUUUGAUAGCUAAGUGAAAAAAAUUUUUGUUGAAUAGUUUCUCUCAUACUUAGUCCUGUGUUAUAUGUACGCUAGUUUUGUUUUCCUUUCCCUUAAAAAAUGGCUUUAUUUAUAUUUUUUAACACUAUAGAGUGAGAGAUACACUUCAUUUAUGUAUUAUUUGAAUCUCUAGUUUCAAAUUGCACUUCGGUUCCAAAAGAAUAGUGUUUUUAAUUGCACAUGAAAGAAGAAACUUUAUCACAUGAUUUUCUUUUUUAAAGUAGUGUUUCAUUAUUUGACGCUAAUAUAUUUUUGUGGAAUUGCCAGUAUUAAGAACUGAGGAUUAUGAAUUUUAUAAAACCAUGAGACAGUUUCCCCAAUAUUGGCAGUAAUGAUUUGCCCUCCAUUGGGUAGAUUUUAUGAAUAUCUUUGUGUAAUUUGGAAUGAUUUCAUUAUUGAAGCAUGAUUUCAUUUCACCUGUGGAGGGAUAUAUUUCUUGGUUGAGAAAACCUGUCAGUAUUACUAUUACACAGAUGCAGUAUCUUUGGCUUGUUAAACUCUACAUUACUACGAUGUUGCACAUUGUGCACGGCUCAUGUUGUUUUCUUCCUGGGUGCUAAUAAAAAUAAGAGUGUG
Rhinolophus ferrumequinum (greater horseshoe bat) is the source of this 5541-nucleotide messenger RNA. It is a transcript of the gene ANO5, whose product is annotated as anoctamin 5. Gene Ontology annotation, biological process: chloride transmembrane transport. NCBI's taxonomy places the organism in Eukaryota, Metazoa, Chordata, Mammalia, Chiroptera, Rhinolophidae. The record is from RefSeq and is a predicted model, not a curated record. Gene Ontology annotation, cellular component: plasma membrane. Gene Ontology annotation, molecular function: chloride channel activity; protein dimerization activity. The transcript is spliced from 22 exons. Bases 120 to 3497 code for a protein of 1125 amino acids.